AUAUUGCAAAUAUUAUAAUAUGUUACAUCUGUUUCUUAAAAAGGCUCCAAAAUAAUAGCAAAAUAUUUUUCUUAAUAUUAUAGUUUAUUUUACAUAAGAAAACCAACCAUAAUUCAUUAGAAAGGCUCCAAAAUAAUAGGAUAUUUAUUAUAAUUUGUUACUAAUUUGCAACUAGUUGUUAGAAGUUGUUGCUCUUUGGUCUCACAAAUUUGGCUCCAAAAAAUUAUCCCUAAAUUUUGGCUAAUUUACAUUAACCCGCCUAAUGUUUAGAGAGUAAAUAUUUUACCCACCCUAGUACGACUACGUUUAAUACAUUUAUAUUAAGAAACCCUUAAUCAACGCCCCUUUCUUCUAACCUAAUCUCUACUCACACAAAGGUCACGAUGUCUGGAAUUGGUAGAUCAGUGAAAGGUCGCAGUGGUGGUCGUGGUGCGAGUCACGGUGGUGGUCGUGGUGCCACUCGUGGUGGGAGUCAAGCUGCUGGCGUUUGUAGCUCUUCCGGAAGAAUUUACUUCGCCUCGAACCCUAGCACUUCUAAUUUCAGAGACUCGGUGUCUGCUCCGGAGAAUUCACCGCCGUCAGAGACUCUGCGUCAGUCCCCACCCGUGUCUGCUUCUUCACCGACUCGUGAUGGUUCUUCUUCCCCGACGGAACAGCACCCGCAUCAAACUCAAAACCCACAUUCUCCUCCCCCUCAAAAUUCGAUGACUUUGGAUGACCUGCUUGCAAUUCCUGGACGUGAAAAUCAUCUUCCAGUCUUAUCUCUAGUUCCAAAAGAGGGAAGUACUUGGUUUGAUCGUGAUGGUGGGAAGCUGACUCGAAAAAUCUCAAAGCUCUUGAAAGCUAAGUUUGAUGAUGCGUAUUACUGCUGGACAGUAACGCCUCCUGACAUCCAACGUCGCUAUUUUGAAGACUUUGCGCAAGGACACCACUGGGAUCGCUCGAUCACCACACUUGUACGAGAUGAGUUUGAAAUCAUCUGUCUUAAUCGGAUGAAAGGAAUGGUGUGUCAAGCAAAGAGGAAAGGCAUACGACCAGCUUGGAUUGGAGAUACAUUGUGGAAAAAAAUGUGCGCUUACUGGGCCACUGAUGCAGCCAAGAAAAAGAGUGAAACCGCAUCAAACAGUAGGAACUCUGACCGUGGUGGACUUGGGCCAUUCAAGCACUUCGCAGGACAAAUGUCCUUCUUACGUAUUCAGCAAAAUAUGGAACCAGAAUUGGGCAGAUCUGUCAGUAUUGGAGAAGUGUUUUUAAAGACUCAUACUAAGGCUGAUGGGACAUUUAGUGAUCUGAAGGCUGAGCAGAUCGCCCAAGCUUAUGAAAAGAAAUUAGAUGAGAAGAUGUCCCAGGUUGAACAAGACGUGUGUGUGAAUGGUGGUGAUAGUUCUUACAUUCCUGAGCUUUCACCAACUGAAAUGAAUGAGAUCUUUCUUGAGACUACUACUUUGGAUAUGAGAGGACAUGAGUAUGGACUUGGUAGCCUUCUUCCACUAUAUGGCAACAAAAAGAGAAAAGGAGGUCCUGGAACUUCAACUUCUUCUGCAUUUGCACACUUGCAACAACAACUUGAAGCUUCUCAACGUCUAAUUGAAGAGCAAGCAGCGGCAAAUACUCGACGUGAUGCUGAAACCGCAGCAGCCAAUGCUCGACGUGAUGCUGAAACAGCAGCUCGAGAUGCAGAGCAUCAAAGCCAGAUCAAUACUUUGAAGAUGCUGCUCACCUAUAUGCAAGGUAAAGACCCAUCAUUCUCGGAGUUUAUGAUCGCAGCGUCUGCAUCUGCGACAACUACUCCUAUGCCAUAAGUAGUUAAUAAGUUCUUUUUUGGUUGGCAAAGAUAAGUAGUUUAUGAUUUCUUUUUUUGGUUGGCAAAGAUAAGUAGUUUAUGAUUUCUUUUUUUGGUUGCCAAUGAUAAGUAGUUCAUAACUCCUUUUUGGGUUGGCAAAGAUAAGUAGUUGCCAUUUGUAUAAAACAAAAAUCUUAAGUAUUUUGUAUUUUAAAGUUUAAGGAAUUCAAUGGA
This is a messenger RNA of Brassica napus (rape), 2017 nucleotides long. RefSeq lists its product as uncharacterized. The transcript has 5 exons. The record is from RefSeq and is a predicted model, not a curated record. NCBI's taxonomy places the organism in Eukaryota, Viridiplantae, Streptophyta, Magnoliopsida, Brassicales, Brassicaceae. The coding region runs from base 384 to 1802 and encodes 472 amino acids.